Jaculus jaculus (lesser Egyptian jerboa) is the source of this 1002-nucleotide messenger RNA. RefSeq names its product complement C1q and tumor necrosis factor-related protein 9. The record is from RefSeq and is a predicted model, not a curated record. Gene Ontology annotation, molecular function: protein binding. The transcript has 3 exons. Bases 1 to 1002 code for a protein of 333 amino acids. NCBI's taxonomy places the organism in Eukaryota, Metazoa, Chordata, Mammalia, Rodentia, Dipodidae.
AUGAGGAUCUGGUGGCUCCUGCUGGCGGUGGGAGCGUAUGUGAAGAGCGUGCGCUCACAGGAUACUUGCCGGCAAGGGCACCCUGGCAUCCCUGGGAAUCCAGGUCACAAUGGCCUGCCUGGAAGAGAUGGAAGAGACGGCACCAAGGGUGACAAAGGGGACACAGGAGAACCAGGACAUCCUGGGGGCCCAGGGAAGGAUGGAAGGAGUGGCGAGAAAGGUGAAAGAGGAGCAGAUGGAAGAGUCGAUGGAAAAGGAGUCAAAGGUGACCCAGGCUCCAGAGGACCCCCAGGGAAGCACGGCCCAAAGGGAUCUCUUGGUCCCAUGGGAGAGCAAGGGCCCCAAGGAGAGACUGGCCCUCAGGGGCAGAAAGGGGAUAAAGGUGAUGUGGGUCCCAGUGGUCCAGAAGGACUAAGAGGCACUGCUGGACCUUCAGGCCCCCAGGGCUUACCUGGCCCCAUAGGCCCUAUUGGUAAGCCAGGUCCCAGGGGAGAAGCUGGACCCAUAGGGCCCCAGGGUGAGCCAGGAGUCCGAGGAGUGAGAGGCUGGAAAGGAGACAGAGGAGAGAAAGGGAAAAUCGGCGAGACUCCGGUCUUGCCCAAGAGUGCAUUCACCGUGGGGCUGACAGUGCUGAGCAAGUUCCCGGCACCGGAUGUGCCCAUUCAAUUCGAUAAGAUCCUGUACAACGAAUUCAACCACUACAACGUGGCCACAGGGAAAUUCACCUGCCACGUGGCUGGUGUCUAUUAUUUCACCUACCACAUCACUGUUUUCUCCAGAAAUGUGCAGGUAUCUUUGGUCAAAAAUGGGGUAAAGAUCCUUCAUACCAAGGAUGGUUAUAUGAGCUCUGAGGACCAGGCCUCAGGGGGCAUCGUGCUGGCGCUGAAGCUUGGGGAUGAGCUGUGGAUGCAGGUGACAGGAGGGGAGAGGUUCAAUGGCUUGUUUGCUGAUGAGGACGACGACACCACGUUCACGGGCUUCCUCCUGUUCAGCAGCUCAUGA